Molecule: messenger RNA, 1077 nt
Organism: Caenorhabditis briggsae
Lineage: Eukaryota; Metazoa; Nematoda; Chromadorea; Rhabditida; Rhabditidae
Gene: Cbr-col-51
Product: Protein CBR-COL-51
Exons: 1
Coding region: 1-1077 (358 amino acids)
Molecular function (GO): structural constituent of cuticle
Source: RefSeq, a predicted model, not a curated record
AUGUCGUCCACGUACUAUGCUCUGACCGGUGUCACCGGACUCUCGGCUCUCAUCGUUGCCGGCGUUGUCUUCUCCUAUCUUUCGAUUCUUGGAGACAUCAAUCAAUUCGAAUUUGAUUUCUCCAAUGAUAUGACUGUCUUCAAAGUGAAAGCUAACGAUGCUUGGUCCCAGAUGAUGGCUUCCAGAAGAAUUGAAUCUCCAUCAGAGAAGGUCGCAUUCGAAGGACUUUUCCGUGCCAAGAGACAAUACGCUACCGGAGGUGGAGGUGGAUAUUCUGGAGGAGGUGGAGGCGGAGGCGGAUAUGCUUCUGGUGGAGGAGGUGGCGGUGGUGGAUGCCAAUGUGCUGCUCAAGCUUCUGGAUGCCCAGCUGGACCACCAGGACCACCGGGAGAGGCUGGAUCUGAUGGAGAACCUGGACAAGCUGGACAAGAUGGACAACCAGGAUCUGCCGGACAAGCUGAUUCUGGAAGUACUGGAGGAAAACAAUGCAUCACUUGCCCAGCUGGACCACCAGGUCCGCCAGGACCAGAUGGAAAUGCUGGACCAGCUGGAUCCCCAGGAAUGCCAGGACCAGACGGACAAGCUGGAGGUGCAUCACCACCAGGACCACCAGGACCACCAGGAGCCCCAGGAAACGACGGACAGCCAGGAGCACCAGGACAAGAUGGACAACCGGGAGCACCAGGAACUUCUAUCGUCAACUCUCCAGGAGCGCCAGGACCAGCCGGACCCUCAGGGCCACCUGGACAACCAGGACAAGACGGAGGAAGUGGAGGUGCAGGACAACCAGGACCAGCAGGGCCACCAGGGCCACCAGGAAACAACGGACAACCAGGAGGACCAGGACAGCCAGGAGGCCCAGGACCGGAUGGUGGACCAGGAACCGACGCUGCUUACUGCCCAUGCCCACCAAGAACUCAAGGAGGAGGUGGAGGUGACUUCUCUUCCGGAGGAGGAGGUGGAGGAGGAUACUCAUCUGGCGGUGGAGGAGGAGGAGCUGGUGGAGGUGGAAACGGGGGUGGAGGAUACGCCGCUGGAUCCGGAGGAGGCAGCUACAACCGUAGAUUCCAUCAAUAA